This is a messenger RNA of Limanda limanda (common dab), 1706 nucleotides long. RefSeq names its product BUB1 mitotic checkpoint serine/threonine kinase Ba (gene bub1ba). Bases 27 to 1706 code for a protein of 559 amino acids. Gene Ontology annotation, molecular function: protein kinase activity. The record is from RefSeq and is a predicted model, not a curated record. The transcript is spliced from 12 exons. Lineage: Eukaryota; Metazoa; Chordata; Actinopteri; Pleuronectiformes; Pleuronectidae. Gene Ontology annotation, biological process: mitotic spindle assembly checkpoint signaling; meiotic sister chromatid cohesion, centromeric.
UUGGUCCAUCGCAUCCAGGUGACGCCAUGGCACAAAUGCACGUGGACACACAGAGCGUGCAGAGUGGGGCGGGGCCCGAGGAGGAGGGCGGGGCCAGACGGGUCAGUGAGUACUGUAAAGAUCAGCUGACGAGAGGACGAGAGGAGCUGAGUUUCGAGGAGCUGCGAGCAGAACGCUACUUCCUGCAGAGACAGAAGAACGAUGAGGAGCGACUGCAGACUCUGACCGAGAUGAAGGAGAAGCUGAGUCAUGAGCUCGAGGAGAAGAGGAAACUUUUACUCUGGAGAGAAUCACAACAAGUUCUUCAGACGCCAGGUUCUCGACCUCCGGCUGUUUCCUCCGAGCCCAGACCAGAUUGUCCUGGAGGAACGAGCGGAGACCUCCAUCAGUCCUCCGUCCCUCAAGAGCCAGGCUCCUCCUCCACAAGUCAGCUGAGUCCCAUACAGGAGACCAGUGUGGAGGCUGGAGCCUGGAGUCUACUGGAGGACCAGGACCAGAGCCAGGACCAGAGCCAGGACCAGAGCCAGGACCAGGACCAGAGGCAGGACCAGAGGCAGGACCAGAACCAGAGCCAGGACCAGAGCCAGGAUCAGAGCCAGGACCAGAGCCAGAGCCAGGUCCAGAGCCAGGACCAGAGCCAGGACCAGAGCCAGAGCCAGGACCAGAGGCAGGACCAGAGCCAGGACCAGAACCAGAGCCAGGACCAGAGCCAGGACCAGAGCCAGGACCAGAGCCAGGACCAGAGCCAGGACCAGAGCCAGGACCAGAGCCAGGACCAGGAGGAGGUGGAACCUGGACCAGUGGGGGGGGCUGUGGAUGCCUGUGACCCAGAGGCUCGGCAGCAGCUGUUGGACAUCUGUGAUGUCACUUCCUCUCCUGGUUUUCAUUGCGAGUCUGGGCCCCUCCCUCCUGUGGACAGCUUUCUGCAGCUGGGAGGCGACAUUUAUCUCAUCUACUCCAAAGUAGUAGAUGAGGAAAUGUUCUCCAUUCAUAACGGAGCCACGAAUGACGACAACGUUCUCAUUAAGGUGGAGCGUGGUCGUGUUCCGUGGGAUUUUCAUCAGUUUGGUCGACUGAAGGAAAAGUCGUCGGUGGACGGUCUCCCUCGGAUCAGCUGCUUCCUGUUCCUGGACGGCUGCAUCACCGUCUACACCAGUCCACCUGAACACGUGUUCAUCGAGCUGACGGAGAGUCAGGACUCGGCCGUUCGUAAAGCUCUCCUCCUGCUGCAGCUGGUGACGGAGCUUCACGCUCGCCACGUGCUUCAUGCGGCGCUGCGGCCGAGCAUCCUCUUCGCCUCGUAUCGAGGUCUGAUGAACCUGGAGCGGGUCUUCCCGGUGGACUGGUCUUCCUCCGUGGACCUGGCCGUGCAGCAGGAAGUGACCUCGGCACAGCAGCUGGCGUCCGCUCACUCUUACAUCAGAGUCGGUCUCUUGGAGCCGACGUCGCCGCCACAGCUGGUGGACCUGGUGGGCGUGGCUGAAACCGUCCACGUCCUGCUGACCAGCAGCAGGAUGGUCCCGGUGAGAGACGACCACGGUUGGACGGCCGACGGCUUCAGCCAAGACAAGUCCUGCGACAUGUUUCCGGGGACUCGGACAAUGUGGAAGGCGUGGCGCCGGUUCUUCCGCUCGCUGCUGAACGCCGGCGGUCGCUGCUCGACGUCCGUCCUGUCGGACGUGACCGAGCAGCUGUCACUUCUUUAA